This is a messenger RNA of Nymphaea colorata (pocket water lily), 1145 nucleotides long. RefSeq lists its product as uncharacterized. The coding region runs from base 87 to 956 and encodes 289 amino acids. The record is from RefSeq and is a predicted model, not a curated record. The transcript is spliced from 3 exons. Lineage: Eukaryota; Viridiplantae; Streptophyta; Magnoliopsida; Nymphaeales; Nymphaeaceae.
GUUCCACCAGUUGAGCAAUACUGAGCUGCAUCCAUUGGAAGAGCUCGGGACCUCAGACGAUCGACCUUAUUACUAAGUGUUUAGCGAUGGCGUCCACGCUUCGGCACGGUUCCCACCACCACCCGCUGCAACAUAUUGGAACAAUGGACGCCAGCGUGAGGGCGGCAAAUUGCCGUGCAUGCGACCUCCCCUUCACAUCGGAGAACGUCGACCUUUUCGGUUGCGGCCUCUGCGGUUUCUUCCUCCACCGGUCCUGCUGCUUUAUGCCGACGCUGCUUAAGAACCCUGCGCACCCCCAGCACCAACUCGUGCUUCGUUAUGCAUCUGCCUACAGCAGCGGCCAUUUCGGUUGCGACAUAUGCGGGAACGGUGGCCAAGGGUUUAAUUACCACUGCCAGACUUGCCAAUUCGACGCCCAUCUGCCAUGCGUUAACCUGCCUCGAAAGGCACUCAGCCCGGCCCACCAGCACCGACUUCAGCUCCUGUUCCGCCCACCUGCCAUGGGACGCACCUCCUGUGGCUUUUGCGGCAUUCAGAUCCAGCAUUGCUGCUACAGCUGCAGCCGUUGCAGCUUUUUUCUACACCCAAAGUGCCUCAAGAAACAACCCAGGACAGGAUGUUCCAAUAACCAACAGGGCCCCACCAAACAGAGCAGACUAAACUUAGGAAAUGCUCUUAUGGCAACCUCAGCGACAGUCAAUUUGGUCCGACUAGGGUGUCAGCUUUUUGGUGGUAUAGAUCCUGCUAUAGAUAUGGAUGGGUGGUUCGGUGAGGAGGCCGGAGAAGAUAACGACGUUGAAGAUGGCGCAGACAUCGACGACGACGGCGACUUCGACGAUGACAUGAGCACCUUCGGCCAGCCGUUUGGCUCCGGCGGUUACCUUGAUAGUGCCUUAAGAGAGGAGGCUAGAUCUUUGGCUUUCGAGCACAUGAAAAGGAUGGGCGGGGGUUUCUGACCGACUUUUUUCCCUCAACUGUCUUGGUGUAAUGAAGGAAGCUAUAGUGUGCCUUACCGUUUUAAUUUGAAUAAGUUGCCAUGACUACUACUGAUGCCCACAUGUUCGUGUGUAGUUUUUCUCUCAUUCUCCAAGGGUCUGUGAGGUGUUGUAACGUAUCUGGAUUUGAUGCAAUUUGCUUUUGUUAUA